Molecule: messenger RNA, 2394 nt
Organism: Neurospora tetraspora
Lineage: Eukaryota; Fungi; Ascomycota; Sordariomycetes; Sordariales; Sordariaceae
Product: amine oxidase catalytic domain-containing protein
Exons: 5
Coding region: 1-2394 (797 amino acids)
Biological process (GO): amine metabolic process
Cellular component (GO): plasma membrane
Molecular function (GO): quinone binding; primary methylamine oxidase activity; copper ion binding
Source: RefSeq, a predicted model, not a curated record
AUGGGUCUCCUCGACACUCUCAGCCCCCGAGCCAUUAUGGCCUCGGCCUUGGUGCUGAGCUCCCUCGCCUACGAUGUCGUCGCUCGACCUAGCCCCGAACCCAAAGCCGACUGUGUACGAAAAGGCCCUGCUCGCAAGAAGAUGUCGAAUCACAUCAAACGCGCCAUUGAGGGUCAGAGCCACACUCGACGAGCCGAAGAGGUCCCUUGCGCCGAUGUCCUAGCAAAGAGCAUCAUUGCUCCCAAGCCCAACGUCUGGGGACCGCUGACAGGCGAAGAGAUUUCAUCGGUGAUAGAGUGGCUCUUCGCGCAGGAAGAAUUCAACCUGACUGUCACCGAGAAGGCUGGACCUUGGGAUAACACCAUCCAACUUGUCGAGGCCAUGUGGCCAAACAAGACCGAUGCCCUUGCCUUCAUUGAUGGCGAUGCGCCUGCUCCUACCACGUACGCCCACGUCCUCUUGAACAACCGCGCAACCGAAAACCCUUACUACGCCGACAUCCUCGUCGGUCCUCUCCCUCUCGACAAUGCAACCGUUUCAUGGGAGCCCCUUACUUUUCCUUACAACAAGCCCAGCGGUGAUGGAAAGGUCCGUAACCUCGAUGCGGACGAUGACAUUAUAUACGAAGAAUGGAUCUGGAAGAUUAGCGCCUCUAUUGCCGACAUCACUCUCGACCUAUGGAACGGCACGGCCAUGGAUGAUGGCAGGAUCAUCCGUUGGGACGGCUUCUGGACCCUCCCUCCAGCUGACGAUGUUUUCGAUGCUGAAACCCUGCUGCCCCUGGGCCUGUACUUCAUGUCCGACAUCACCGGCCGUGACCCUAGCAAGUGGUCGCUCGAGGGGUGGCUCUACAACGGCACCUUCUAUGCAACCACCGAAGAGUUCCGUGAGGCGUACUGGAGCUCUUGCUUCAAGAAGAACGGCCCCAAUCUCCCCGGUGCCUGGGCGGACACUGACCAGAACGGAGAUGUUCCUCCUCUGGAUUACGACUACCCCCCGACCAUCGUUGCUCCAGCUGGUGCGAGAUACGGCGUCGAUCAUGAGCAAAAGUACGUCGAGUGGAUGGAUUUUAGCUUUUACAUUGGAUUUACCAGAGAUACUGGCAUGGCUCUGUACGACAUUCGCUACAAGGGUCAAAGGAUUCUGUACGAGCUUGGUCUGCAGGAGGCAUUGGCUCACUAUGCUGGUAACGACCCGUUGAACUCUGGCGUUUCCUACCUCGACACCUUCUACGGCUUUGGCCCCUACGCCUUCGAGCUCGUCCAGGGCUACGACUGCCCCACGCACGCCACCUACCUUAACUCCUCCUUCUACAUCUCGGAGACCACCCACACGCACAUCAACAGCAUCUGCAUGUUUGAAUACGUCUCUGAUUACCCGAUCCAGCGUCACACCACCAACCGUUACACGUCGGUGACCAAGAACACGUACUUCGUUGUUCGCUUCGUCUCUACCUUCUUCCUUGACGGCUCCAUCUCGGUCGAGGUCCGCGCCUCGGGUUACAUCCAGUCCGCCUACUUCGCCGGCAACGAGGACUAUGGCUUCAAGAUCCAUGACAACCUUUCUGGCAGCAUGCACGACCACGUGCUUAACUUUAAGGCUGAUUUUGACAUCCUCGGCACAAACAACUCCGUGGAGCUGGUGACCAUGGCGCCCACUACCGUUACAUACCCAUGGUCUAAGGGUAAGGCCAGGAAUACCAUGCACUUGGAGAGGUCGUUUGUCGAAAGCGAGGACGAAGGCCGGUUCAACUGGGCUCCCAACCAAGCCACGCAAGUCAUCGUUGUCAACGAGGACGUCAGGAACAAGCACGGCGAGUUCCGGGGUUACCGUGUUCUCCCAUCUACAGGCACUGCCCACUUGACCGUGCUCAACUCUACCAACCUCGCCAACGCUGGCCGCUGGGCUGAGUACGACAUCCAGAUCACCAAGCACAAGGAUACUGAGCCCAGGGCGGCGCACCCUUACAACAGCCAGGACGUGCACGACCCACCCAUUGACUUUUCCAAGUUCUUCGAUGGCGAGAGCCUCCGUCAAGAGGAUCUCGUCCUGUGGCUCAACCUGGGUAUGCACCACCUCCCCCACACGGGCGAUCUGCCCAACACGGUCAUGACCACGGCGCACGCUGGUGUGCAGUUCAUGCCCAGCAACUACUUUGAGGGAGACGAGAGUCGCAAGACGGUCAACCAGGUCCGCAUCAACUACUCGGAUGGCAAGGCCACCGAGGUCGAGACGUUUGGACAAAAGACCAAGGCCGAGGAUUACAAGGGAACCUGCAAGCUGGUGUUCGAGCCGGUCGAGGCGGAUCUGUGGGGCUACACCGGUGAUAUCGUGGUGAGGAAGUUCCCCUAUGAUCCUAACAACCCGUUCUUCCAAACCGGCUCCAUCGUUUAG